GACCACAGUCAACAUAUCUAAAUUCCAGUUUCCCUUGGGCUAUUAAGCCCUGAGACAUCUGGUGGCAGAUCUUGAGCUCAGGAUUGAUACUGCCCUUUUCAGCCAGAUGGAGACUUUGGAGGAAAAGAGCAAUCUCCUUGCUUUGCAGGCUGACAACAACAUGGAGCAACCAUUCACUGUCAGCUCACUGAGAAAGCUGGUGGCUAUUCCUGACCACACAGACAUCUCUGUGAGCCCAGAGGAGAGAGUACGUGCCUUAAGCAAGCUUGGCAGCAACAUCACCAUCAACGAGGAGAUCACUCCACGGCGCUACUUCAGGUCUGGAGUAGAGAUGGAGCGAAUGGCGUCGGUGUACAUGGAGGAGGGGAACCUGGAGAACGCCUUCGUGUUUUAUAACAAGUUCAUCACGUUGUUUGUAGAAAAGCUGCCCAGUCACCGAGACUAUCACCAAUGUGCAGUACCAGAAAAACAAGAUAUUAUUAAGAAAUUGAAGGAGGUUGCAUUUCCACGGACAGAUGAACUCAAAAGAGAUCUUUUAAAAAAAUAUAACUUAGAAUAUCAAGAAUACAUGCAACACAAAAACAAAUGUAAAACUGAAUUUCUGAAGAAAUUAGAGCACCAAAAGCUAAUAGAGGCAGAGAAGAAACGAAUCGCACAUAUGCGGCAGCAGCAGCUGGAAUCGGAACAGUUUCAAUUCUUUGAGGAUCAGCUUAAGAAGCAAGAACUAGCUCGAGAUCAGAGAAUCAAAGAGAGUGUGGUUAUGUCUGAACAGAUAGAUGGAAGUAUGCUGUCUUGUAUUUCUGUGCCAGAGAACAGCUCCUUAUCUGCGGCGCUGCUGGAGAAAAAAGAGAGGAGCGGCACCUCGGGCUGUGCUGGACAUUCACCGCCAGUAGAACGGGUCUUAAAGCCAGCAGCUACUCUAAGUGCUGUUCAGACUCAAUUGGCCGAAGCACUCAGAGGUGUCAUUUUGCCCAGGGAUCUCUGUCACAAAUUUCUGCUGCUGGCAGAGGCAAAUACAGUAAGAGGAAUAGAGACAUGUGGAAUUCUCUGUGGAAAACUGACUCAUAAUGAAUUUACUAUUACACAUGUAAUAGUGCCAAAGCAAACUGCGGGACCAGACUACUGUGACAUGGAGAAUGUGGAAGAAUUAUUUGGUAUUCAGGAUCAGUAUGACCUCCUCACUUUGGGUUGGAUCCAUACACAUCCAACACAAACUGCAUUCUUAUCCAGUGUUGAUCUUCAUACUCAUUGUUCUUAUCAGCUAAUGUUGCCUGAGGCCAUUGCAAUUGUUUGUUCACCAAAGCAUAAUGACACUGGCAUCUUCAGGCUUACUAAUGCUGGCAUGCUAGAAGUUUCUGCUUGUAAAAAGAAGGGAUUCCAUCCACAUACAAAGGACCCUAGGUUAUUUAAUCCAUGUACCCAUGUGGUUGGGAAAGACAUAAAGAUAAUUGUGCUGGAUCUGAGGUGAUACAGAUGAACCACAUCAAUGUCACUCUACAAAGGCCAAAACAGAAACAUGGAUUCCUGUCUUUUCCUACAUUUUCAGAAAUUACUUUUAUAUUUAUACAUUUUAGAUUGAAUGGUUUGAUAUUUAUUGCUCUAGCCUGUUUUGGAGUUAUUUUGUUGCUCUGUCAAGAUGGACUUCAGUGGCAUUAACCCUGAAUCUGUAAACAAAUCUCACCCAUAAAACACAACAAUAAAAUGAACUUCAAACUGCAGUAACUGUGUUGAAAUAGGUAAUGUUUGUUUUGUCACUUGCUCACAUUAAUUGCCUUCUGAGAAUUAGAUAUUUUUAACAGUAGUUGGCUUUUUGUGACUUCCAGAUAUGUACAUCUCUUACAGCUUCAGUAAAUUUAAGUUAUAUGUAGUAGAGGCAAAUCCAUCAGUUCAUGUGAUUUUUUUUUUCAUCCUUUUCUCCAGUCCAACUUCUAUAGCUCAAGUUUCAGCUAUUAAGCAGAAAAUACUUAGAAAUACCCAAAUCCUUUAUCUGAGAGCUGGUCCUCACCAUUUUGGGAUAGCAGAGAUGCAUCAGAGUCCCUUGGCAAAAUGUGUCUUCUCCAGCAAGCUGCCAGUAGAAACUUUACACUGAAAGACACUUCUUAUCCUGAAAAGGAUUCCCUGGAUCUAUCUGGAGUUAGAUAAAAAGAUCUAGACAGAGUUAGAAGGAAGAACCAUACAAAGUUAUUUGCUUUUACAAGAGUUUAUUUAGCAAACUGUUCCAAGAACCUAGAUGACCUAUACUUUAAAUAAUAAGGUUAGUACAAAGAGGGUUGCAACAUGUGCUAACAGUCAGAAGCUGGACAAGAUCUGGAACCCCGGGGUUAUGAAGACAUGGUAAAUAACAGGUGCUGUUGCAAAGAUCUUACAGUUUGAAAGAUAACAAGUAACAGGCAAGUGAGGUAA
Molecule: messenger RNA, 2403 nt
Organism: Ficedula albicollis (Collared flycatcher)
Lineage: Eukaryota; Metazoa; Chordata; Aves; Passeriformes; Muscicapidae
Gene: STAMBPL1
Product: STAM binding protein like 1
Exons: 10
Coding region: 107-1468 (453 amino acids)
Biological process (GO): protein K63-linked deubiquitination
Cellular component (GO): membrane; endosome
Molecular function (GO): protein binding; metal-dependent deubiquitinase activity; K63-linked deubiquitinase activity
Source: RefSeq, a predicted model, not a curated record